Molecule: messenger RNA, 477 nt
Organism: Phytophthora infestans T30-4
Lineage: Eukaryota; Oomycota; Peronosporomycetes; Peronosporales; Peronosporaceae
Exons: 4
Coding region: 1-477 (158 amino acids)
Source: RefSeq, a predicted model, not a curated record
AUGCACGCGAGUGCAAACCUGUCCCGAUCACUUCCGGUAACUCAAACGAAGCUUGUAAACGUCGAAGUUGUCGGUGACUACGCACAGUAUCGUCUCAAGUGCUGCACACGCAACACUCGUCGCAGCUACGAGCCCAAACAGGGCGAGUGGGCUAGGUGGUGCAACGGCCGUCAGUUUGUUGAUGGAAGUGUCGUGACCGAGGGCAAGAUCUUGCCUUUUCUCGAAGAGGUGGUGCGUCCACGUGGCUCGCGGCGCAAGCAGGACGACCCCUACAGCAUCCAAAAGUCUCUCGGUAUUGGGUCCCACCCACAUCCGUGCGGCAAGGCACUUUCUGAGUACUUGCGCACCCAUAGGCGCAAACGAGCAACGCGUCGGCGCGAAGAAUUCGAUGACCGUGGCAAAGGUACCGUGCAGGACACGUACUCGGUCGGCCAGCUACGCAAUGUGCCAGCAUACUUUAUGGAAAAACAACGGUAG